Molecule: messenger RNA, 1719 nt
Organism: Arachis duranensis
Lineage: Eukaryota; Viridiplantae; Streptophyta; Magnoliopsida; Fabales; Fabaceae
Product: UDP-glycosyltransferase 88F4
Exons: 1
Coding region: 145-1578 (477 amino acids)
Molecular function (GO): UDP-glycosyltransferase activity
Source: RefSeq, a predicted model, not a curated record
CCAUUUAACAUGUAUGAUUAUAAGGCUUCUUUCAACUACUAAAAGUCAAGUCAACAAAUAUGAACAAUAUAGAUAGUUGAGGAGUGAGUGAGAGAGAGAGAGAGAGAGAGAGAGAGAGAAAGAGAGAAAGAAAGAAAGAGAAAGAUGGAAGAAAGAAUAGUGUUGUAUGCAGCUCCGAGCAUAGGCCACAUAGUUUCAAUGGUUGAAGUGGCCAAACGCCUGUCCCUCCGUCGCCACAACAUCACCAUCCUCCUUACCACCGGCUUCCUCGACCAUCCUUCCACCGACGCCUACAUCCACCGCAUCUCCACCGACCACCCUUCCAUCUCCUUCCACCGCUUCCCCCAUUCUGACCCUCCUCCCCCCGGCACCCUCAGCCUCACCGCAAGGGCCUUACACUUCAUUCGCAACAACGUCCCCAACGUCACCUCCGCACUCACCCUCAUCUCCAAGACCUCCACCAUCAAAGCCUUCGUCAUCGACAUCUUCUGCACCUCCGCCAUGGACGCAGCCUCCUCCAUGGGAAUCCCCGUCUACUACUUCUUCACCUCCGGCGCUGCCAUGAUUGCGCUCUACAUCUACUUCCCGUUGAUCCACGAGCAGACGGAGAAGUCGCUGAAGGAUCUGAAGGUGGAGCUGAGGGUGCCGGGGAUGACGGCGGGGGUGAGGGCGUGGGAGAUGCCGGAGCCGUUGCUGGAUAGGGAGGACCCCUGUUACGAGGAAAUGGUGUAUUUCUGCAGGCAGCUUCCAAGAUCGAGUGGGAUCAUGGUCAACACUUUCAGAGAGCUGGAAGUCAACGCCGUUAAGGCCAUUGAAGAAGGUCUUUGCUUUCCCGACCAGAAAGAAAGGCCUCCCGUUUAUUACAUUGGCCCCUUGAUCGCCGAUCCCAGUGAUCAACAGCAUCAAUCUGGUGGAGAAAGCAAAGAUUGCUUGUCAUGGUUGGAGAAACAACCAAGUAAAAGUGUGGUGUACCUGUGUUUCGGAAGCAGAGGAUCGUUCUCAGUGGAGCAGCUGAGAGAGAUAGCUCAAGCCUUGGAGCGGAGCGCCCAAAGGUUCUUGUGGGUCGUCAAGAGCCCCCCACUGCAUCCAGGAACCAACCAGUUACUUGCUGAUCAAGACAACUUUGACCCCAUUUCAGUGCUGCCAACUGGCUUCACCCACAGGACCCAAGACAGGGGCAUGGUAGUGGCCUCGUGGGCCCCCCAGGUUGAGGUCCUCAGUCGUCAAUCCGUGGGAGCCUUCGUCACUCACUGCGGCUGGAACUCUGUUCUCGAAGCUGUGGUUGCUGGGGUGCCCAUGAUUGCUUGGCCGCUCUAUGCGGAGCAGCACGUGAACAGGAACGUCAUGGUGGAGGACAUGAAGGUGGCUCUUGCGGUGGAUCAGACUCAAGAACACGGUGGGCUCGUCAGUGCCCAAGAGGUGGAGAGGGUGGUGAGGAUGGUCAUGGAGUCUGAUGGGAAAGGGAAGGAUUUAAGGGACAGCAUUUCCAAGAUGAAGGACAUGGCUUUAGCUGCACUUUCAGAAACGGGUUCAUCCUCUGCAUCACUUGCCAACUUGGUUCAAUCAUGGACGCAGUAGUGAUAUUAUUAUUAUUAUUAUUAUUAUUAUUAUGCAUGUAAUUUAUCAUGGAUUGUUUUUGAAAUAUUUCAUGGAUUGAUUUUGAAAUAUUAUGUUUUUGUCAAAUGAUUUUGAAUAAUUGUUCAAUCCUUCUAUUACCAA